CGUUAUCAGCAGCAGAUCGAUCGGCGCAGAAGGAAGCGAGCCCGACUCGAAAGCGAAAACUGAUCAUCUCAACAAAUUUUGUCAUCGUUCCUGGGCCCGAUCGGCCGCGCCGCGUACUAAUCGCUCAGUUAGCUCGGCUUGGCUGAUAGGCAACGGACGGAUGCGAUCAGAAACCGUCUGCAUUCGAGCGGAUUUGGAUUAGAGGAAAUUUCGUCUUCCUUUUAUUUUGCGUGUAUUUGUGUGUUUAUGUUGCACUUUCGUGUUUGUCGCGCGAUUUUCCCGGACCCAGUUUUCUUUCAAAUCUUGUGUUUUAUGUGUCAUUGUUUUUUCAUGUAUUGUGAGUUGUCCUGCAAUUUUUUUCGAAAUUUUGUGCCGUUCUGCUAUGCAUUUCCAAAAAGUGUAAAUUUCUGUAAAUAGUCGCAUUUUUUGCAUUCAGUGUCUGUGUGUUUGUGCGAUUGUGCCCGUAUCGGCACCACGUGUUCAAGAGGACUGGUGCAAGCAAGCAAAUAUCGAAAGAAAAGUUCUAAUUGUUGUCACCGUUUCUUAUUUCCUGUGCUGUUUUGCGCUUUGAAAUUUUGUCAACGUCGUCAUUUUAUUCCUGUUUUGUUUGGCUGCAUGCAUUCGCGCGCACACCACCAUCGUCGGAACGGAUUCGGACAAUUUAUUGCGCCUGGCCGUUGGUAGGAGGUAAAGAUCGUCAACAAUGAGUGAGGGCAUAUUUCCCGCCAGAAGCACUCGUACUCGCGUGAACUCGAACUCGGUCAAUGUAGCGCACUCGUCGUUCCGGCCAUUUCGAAAGAGUCUCUCCGUUCCACGCAACAAGUGUUGUUAGUUGAAGAAGAUUUGCUCCUCGUUUGAAUAAAAUAGCAAAAAAAAGGUAUCAAGAGCUGCGAUAGAAGUGUGAAAAGUUAAAGCUUUUUGAAAUAUAAUCUUUAAGAGUCUGAUAAUAAGAAGCCAUCGCAGCCGAAUAAAAGAAGUGUGAGAAAGAGCAAAUCACAAGGUGUCGAAAAGGUGGUGUUCAUAUUUUGCGUAUCCGUUUUUCCGUGCCAUAAAAGUGCGUUUUCUUUUGCGUGUGUCAGUGCGUGUCCAAAGUCUUUUCUUUCCCUCUGUUCUCGUGUUAUAUAUCUUCUCCUGUGUGAGUGUCCAACCCCUCGUCCGCGACAUAAGAAAAUCUAUAUUUCGGAAAAAAAGAAGUGUUCCUUUCAAUAAUCCCCCAUCUACAAUGCUUAAUUCGUUGGAAGCGUUGGCCGGCAAGAUUUCGCCUGGCUCGGGCAAGAGUUCCCCCUCGUCCGGGAUCGAUAACAACGGCAACAAGGUGGUGCUGGGUGGAUACGGGCUGCUGCACCCCCAACUGCUGAGUGCCGCCAAGCAUCCGUACCAGAAGCCGGGUCUCAGCAACAACAACAACAACAGCAACGUGGUAAAGAAUGCGGCCCUGAUCAAUGGGGGCGGGGCGCUUGCAGCGACGGUGGUGGCCUCGCCGGCGGUGAUCGCGGCCAGCAUCGGUAGCAGCAAUGGGGCCGGACCCGGUGGCGACCAGCACCUGCUCCACCACCAGUCGGCGGCGGCACACCGGGCGGACGUGAUGGCCAAUGUGGCAACCAUGCAGCAGAUCGAGAUGAACGCCAAAGAAAAGUAAGCCAAAAAAAAACA
This is a messenger RNA of Armigeres subalbatus, 1653 nucleotides long. RefSeq lists its product as uncharacterized. The record is from RefSeq and is a predicted model, not a curated record. Lineage: Eukaryota; Metazoa; Arthropoda; Insecta; Diptera; Culicidae. Bases 1223 to 1639 code for a protein of 138 amino acids. The transcript has 4 exons.